AUGUCACGUCCAGGCCCGGGUGCGCGGCGCUCGACGAAAAGUGAGUAUAUCGAAACGGAUACCGGUAACAAAAUCUCAAGACGUGCCCAAAUCGAAGGCAAACAGAACAUCAUGCUCGGCGGCAAAUCGGUCGUGAUGGCCGGUGUCAAUUUACGUGGAGAUCUCCACCGCAAACCAGAACGUCCCGCAGAAGGCGAGCCUGACAAAGCCCCUGUCACGGCCAUCACAAUUGGAAGGCUUACUGUGAUAUCGACGAAUUGCAUCAUUCAUCCUCCCAUGCGGAUGAGCCAUGGCCAGAUGAAUUUCUAUCCCAUACGGAUCGGUGACAACGUCUUCAUCGGACCCAACACUUUCGUCUCAAGCGUCGCAAUCUCAUCACAUGUCUACAUCGGCGAGAAUUGCGUCCUGUCGCCCUUUUGCAUGAUCAAAGAGGGCAGCAGGGUUCUGGCCAACACGGUCGUACCUCCAAACAUGGUUGUGCCAGCGGGAUGCAUCGUCGCUGGCCGCCCUGCUCGGAUUGUGGGUGAAGUCGGCGAUGGUGCCGGGCAGGGUGGAAGUGUUGAUGAGUGGGUGGAGGGAGGGGAUUUGAGAGAACUUGUUCGCAGCAUCAAGUGA
Messenger RNA from Dissoconium aciculare CBS 342.82, 615 nucleotides. Its product is annotated as dynactin subunit 5. Lineage: Eukaryota; Fungi; Ascomycota; Dothideomycetes; Mycosphaerellales; Dissoconiaceae. The record is from RefSeq and is a predicted model, not a curated record. Bases 1 to 615 code for a protein of 204 amino acids. The transcript is spliced from 3 exons.